Molecule: messenger RNA, 1302 nt
Organism: Penicillium soppii
Lineage: Eukaryota; Fungi; Ascomycota; Eurotiomycetes; Eurotiales; Aspergillaceae
Exons: 1
Coding region: 1-1302 (433 amino acids)
Source: RefSeq, a predicted model, not a curated record
AUGUGGUCUAGAAUAACAACAUUGCUUGCGCUGCCCAUCUUGGCCCUCAUCUCCAUUCCACUCAUUCUAUCAGCAUGUGUUACAAUAUCCUUCGCGCUCAUUGCGCUAAUACUCAGACUAUCAGUGGUCUAUGUUGAGCUUGUCUGCGGACUGCUCCUGCAUUUCUUCUCGGUGCAAACCUCGUCAACUUCAUCAUUAUUGACGUUCGUGGCUUCGGAACCUCCCACUCCCGCUAGCGGUAGAUCUAGACGGAAUUCUAGCCAUGGGACGCAACCCCGCAAGCCAAAUGACUCUUUGACUUCCAGGGCCCUUGGAGCUAUCUUCGAUGAUCCUGCAUACCGUAAGAGAAACUCCUAUGCCAGGAGCAUGAUAGAGGCCCACAACCUAUCCCCAUCAACACCUCUCUACGGCUUCCCCAUAAGCGGCGAUGAACGACGUGACUUCGAGGGCGUAGGCGGCUGGCGCUCCUACGGACCGGGUAAAGCACGCAGUGCCCACCCGAACGAUAAAGCUGCAAGUUCGACCUCGUCUUCGUCAAACCAUAGCACCCGCGGCGAUGUAGACCCAAACAUGGACGCGGAUGAACGUGCCUGGCUUUGUUUGAACAAUCGACUCGAACUUCCCUCUCAACUCAUCACUCUGAGCACCAGUACAUAUGCCGGGAGUGCGUUGAGCAGCCCAACGCACUAUGACAGCGACUCGCGCAAUGGUCACAGUUUCCAAUCCCUGGCGGGAGCAGCAGACCCGCGAACCAGCUACGCCGAUAACCAGCAUUACGGAUCAAAGCAUCACCACCGUUCUCUCACGACAUCUUCCCUGACGACAUCGGACCGACGAACGGGUACAGGGCUCUCUCUGGCUCUGUCGACCAGGCCCGAUAACACUCCCAAUCCAAGAGAGUACAUGACAACCUCCACGCCGCGUCUUCCAGCUCCAUUCAUGACUCCCCAGCCAUACGCACAGUCAUAUUCUCAGGUUCGGGCUCCCCCGCGUGGUGCUCACAGUGGGGCGUUUCAAAGCUCGUAUCUCUCCAGUUCUGGAGAGGGACUUGGACACAGCUUCGGCAGCAACAGCAGUGGUGGGUAUUUUUCUCUGAGAAGACCUGGAUCCUCGGGUGGCCAUGGUCUCUCUGGGAGAAGUAGCCCCAAUGGCAGUGGGUAUACCACGCCUGGGGCAGGGGUGUCGACCGAAGAGCGGGAUGCGCAGUCCUUGGGUCUGUCGCGCUUGAUGGCACAUUAUCCUACAAGUCCAAGGCAUCGGAGACAGAGUAUCUCUGGUCCUGCGAGAGGAUUGGGUGGGUAG